AAUUCAAUGAAAUCAUGCAGUCUAGGGCGGUUUCAAUGCAAUGUGAUAUCGUUUUUGGUAAACACAAUUUUGUGAAAUCGUGUUUUACACAAAGCAUUCACGCCAAAUCCACCGAACCUGGAAAAACGACUCUCCUUUUACUUUCCAUUAACGCAAUCUCGCAAGCAUUAGCUCCCCGAUGUUGCGAUUCUCCGAUUGAUGCUUCUCUUCUUCAAGGGGAUUACAAGUCUUAGGGCUCUCAAGAACUGCUAAAACCGUUAAAUUUUGAGCGCAUGGAAUCACCAGUUAAUUGUUUAAGGGACACAUCUGUUGUCAUUGUUACAUUGGAUACUAGUGAAGUGUAUGUUAUUGUCAGCUUGUCUUCAAGAACUGACACUCAAGUUAUUUACAUUGAUCCAACAACGGGAGCACUUUGCUACAGUGGGAAGCUGGGUUAUGAUGUUUUCAGUUCUGAAGAAGAAGCCAUAAAUUGCAUUACCAAUGGAUCAAAGUGGUUGUGUAAGAGUACAACUUAUGCUAGGGCAAUAUUGGGUUAUUCAGCUCUGGGAAGCUUUGGGCUGCUUCUUGUGGCAACAAAGUUGACUGCUAGCAUUCCAAAUUUGCCUGGUGGAGGGUGCAUAUGUACAGUGACUGAGAGCCAAUGGAUCAAGAUUUCAUUACAAAAUCCUCAACCUCAGGGUAAAGGAGAACUAAAAAAUAUUCAUGAUUUGACUGACCUUGACAUUGAUGGGAAGCACUAUUUUUGUGAAACAAGAGAUAUUACUCGACCCUUUCCAAGCCGUAUGCCCUUGCAUGAGCCAGAUGAUGAAUUUGUUUGGAAUGGAUGGUUUUCAGUACCUUUCAAAAACAUUGGGCUACCACAUCACUGUGUCAUUCUUCUGCAGGGCUUUGCAGAAUGUAGAAGUUUUGGGAGCUUAGGUCAGCAAGAAGGGAUUGUUGCUCUGACUGCUCGUCGCAGCCGGCUCCAUCCUGGUACUCGGUACUUGGCUAGGGGUUUAAAUUCAUGUUUUAGCACAGGAAAUGAAGUUGAGUGUGAGCAGCUUGUAUGGGUUCCUAAGAAGGUUGGUCAAAGUAUUCCUUUCAACACAUACAUUUGGCGACGAGGUACCAUUCCAAUGUGGUGGGGUGCAGAGUUAAAGUUAACAGCUGCUGAAGCUGAAAUAUACGUAUCAGAGCGUUAUCCUUAUAAAGGGAGUUUGCAAUAUUAUCAAAGGUUAACCAGUAGAUAUGAUGCUCGAAAUUCAGAUGUUAGUGGGGGGAAUCAGAAAAAAAUUGUGUUGGUUCCAAUUGUGUGUAUCAACUUACUCAGGAAUGGAAGAGAAAAAUCAGAAUCCAUAUUAGUUCGGCAUUUUGAAGAAUCUUUAAAUUAUAUUAGAUCAACUGGAAAACUUCCCUAUACUCGAAUUCAUUUAAUAAAUUAUGACUGGCAUGCCACUGUAAAAUUUAAAGGUGAACAGCAAACAAUUGAAGGACUGUGGAUACUUCUAAAAGCACCCACUGUAUCUAUAGGCAUUUCUGAAGGGGAUUACUUGCCUUCACGGCAACGAAUUAAGGAUUGCAGAGGUGAAAUCAUUAGUAAUGAUAAUCUUGAAGGUGCAUUCUGUUUGAGAUCACAUCAAAACGGAGUGGUACGUUUCAAUUGUGCAGACUCUUUGGACAGAACCAACGCUGCUAGCUAUUUUGGUGCACUCCAAGUUUUCAUGGAGCAAUGUAGGAGGUUAGGGAUAUCACUUGAUAGUGAUUUGGCAUUUAGUCAUCAGUCUUAUAAUAAUUAUGGUGGUUAUACUGCUCCAUUGCCACCAGGCUGGGAGAAACGAUCUGACGCUGUGACAGGGAAAACGUAUUAUAUUGAUCACAACACUAGGACCACAACUUGGAUGCAUCCAUGUCCAGAUAAACCUUGGAAGAGAUUUGAUAUGAAAUUUGAGGAGUUUAAGAGAUCAACAAUAUUAUCACCAGUGUCUCAAUUGGCUGAUCUUUUCCUACUUGCGGGUGAUAUUCACGCAACACUUUAUACUGGUUCAAAAGCUAUGCAUAGCCAAAUUCUAAACAUAUUCAAUGAAGAAGCAGGCAAAUUUAAACAGUUCUCUGUGGCACAGAAUCUUCAGAUCACUCUGCAAAGAAGGUACAAAAAUGCAGUUGUGGACAGCUCUCGUCAGAAGCAGUUGGAGAUGUUUCUUGGAAUGAGGCUUUUUAAGCAUCUUCCAUCAGUUCCGGUUCAACCUUUACAUGUUCUAUCUCGGCCACCUGCUUGCUUUCUUAAACCUGUUGCCAACAUGUUUCCAAGUUCCAGUGGGGGAGCCAGCCUCCUAAGUUUCAAGAGAAAAGAUCUAAUCUGGGUUUGUCCACAGGCUGCUGAUGUUGUUGAGCUUUUUAUUUAUCUUCAUGAGCCUUGCCAUGUUUGUCAGCUCCUUCUAACAGUUUCACACGGUGCGGAUGAUUCAACUUUUCCAUCGAUGGUUGAUAUAAGGACAGGGCCCUAUUUGGAUGGGCUUAAGCUUGUUGUGGAGGGAGCUUCUAUACCGCAAUGUGCAAAUGGGACAAACCUUCUGAUACCCUUGCCAGGACCAAUUAGUGCAGAGGAUAUGGCUGUCACUGGAGCAGGUGCACGCCUUCAUGCACAAGAUUCAUGUAGCCUUUCAUUACUGUAUGAUUUUGAGGAACUGGAAGGAGACUUGGACUUUCUUACUCGUGUAGUUGCACUGACAUUUUAUCCUGCUCUAUCUGGAAGAAGCCCUAUAACUAUUGGUGAGAUAGAAGUACUUGGAGUUUCUCUUCCCUGGACUGGUGUAUUUACCAAUGAGGACCCUGGUGCACGGUUAUGUGACUUCACAAAAAAGUUACAAAAAAAAACUAACCCUUGUAUGUAUGAUAAUAAUCCAUUUUUAGGCACUUCUUCAUCCAAGGAACCUGCAUCACAGUUAGAGCAGCCCAAUGCUUCUGCCGACCUUUGGGUAGACCUUUUAACUGGAGAAAGCACUCAUUCAGAAUCUGUUUCUCAAGAAGAGACACAAAAUACCAUGUAUGAGGGAAGCAACUUUCUUGAUUUCUUGGAUAAUGUUGUCACUGGAAACCAGGAUGAUGUUGAGGUCCAAAUAUCCUCUGCACAAGAUGGAAGAGCUUCAGACAGUGCCCAACAGUACAUAAAUUGUUUGAAAUCCCUUGCAGGUCCCCGCAUGGAAAAGAAACUGGACUUUGUAGAGGCUAUGAAACUGGAAAUUGAACGUCUUCAGUUGAAUCUUUCUGCCGCUGAAAGGGAUAGAGCACUGUUGUCCAUUGGUAUUGAUCCUGCCACUAUAAACCCAAACCUACUGCUUGAUGAAACGUACAUAGGAAGAUUAUGCAGAGUUGCAAACAGCCUUGCGUUGCUUGGGCAGGCUUCCCUUGAGGACAAAAUCACAGCUGCUAUUGGUCUUGAUACUAUUGAUGAUAAUACUAUUGAUUUUUGGAAUAUUACUAGAGUUGGAGAGAGAUGUUCUGGUGGUAUAUGUCAAGUUCAUGCUGAAAGUGGGGGACCUGGAUAUGCAUCCCCUCUGCUAUCAUCCACAGGAGAUUCUCCAUCCAUCUUGGUGUGUUCUCAAUGUAGUAGAAAGGUUUGUAAAUUUUGUUGUGCUGGGAGAGGAGUUCUUCUAUUUGCAAACAGUAACUCAAAGGAUGUUACAAACUAUAAUGGUGGUUCAAGCUUGGGCGGAUCAAGCCACGGCAGCCAAGUUGAUGUCUCUACAAAUCGUUCAGUAAUAUUAGAUGAGGUUAUUUGUAAACACUGCUGCAAUGAUAUUGUUCUUAAUGCAUUGAUACUGGACUACAUCAAGUUCUUGAUAAGCUUGCGAAGAAGUAACCGUGCUGACAGUGCAGCAUAUAAAGCCUUGGACCAGGUUAUAGGAUUUUCCUUAGUGGAUAGUCUUCCUCAAAGGACUCUGUCUUCUGAUAUUGUUUUUAGAAUCCCAAGACAGCUACUAAAUGGAGAGGAAUCUCUUGCUGAAUUUCCAUCUGCCAGCUUUCUGCACCCGGUUGAAACAGCAACAGAUUCUGCUCCACUCUUGUCAUUGCUUUCUCCACUAAAUUCUGGAUCACAACAUUCUUAUUGGAAAGCUCCUCCAAACACCUCUUCUAUUGAAUUUGCUAUUGUUCUUGGAAGGCUUUCAGAUGUCUCUGCGGUCAUCCUAUUUGUUAGUCCAUGUGGCUAUUCAGUAGCAGAUGGUCCUACUGUGCAAAUCUGGGCCAGCAAUAAAAUACACAAGGAAGAAAGAUCUUGCAUGGGAAAGUGGGAUGUACAAUCUCUGGUUUCAUCUUCCUCAGAAUUAUAUGGACCAGAAAAGUUGGGUGGAGACAAAAAGUUACCUAGGCACAUAAAAUUUUCUUUCCGUAAUCGUAUUCGAUGCCGCAUCAUUUGGAUAACACUCCGUCUUCAGCGACCCGGUUCAAGUUCUAUGAACUUUGAGAAAGAUUUCAAUCUUUUAUCACUAGAUGAGAAUCCAUUUUCACAAUUGAACCGCCGUGCAUCUUUUGGGGGUGCAAUUGAAAGUGAUCCUUGUCUUCAUGCCAAAAAAAUUAUAGUAGUUGGAAUCCCAGUGAAGAAAGAAAUCGAGCCAACUUCACAAGGAAAUGACCAAAUAAAUUUGAAAAACUGGCUGGAGAGAGCUCCACAAUUGAAUAGAUUCAUGGUCCCAGUUGAGGCUGAGAGGCCAAUUGAUAAUGACCUUGUUUUGGAGCAGUAUCUAUUCCCUGCUUCGCCUAUGCUGGCCGGAUUUCGUCUUGAUGCUUUUAGUGCAAUAAAACCGCGAGUUACCCAUUCACCUUCUUUAAAUGUAAAUAUAUCAGAUACAUCUAUAACAUUUUUAGAAGGCAGACACGUCUCUCCAGCUGUACUAUAUAUUCAAGUAUCUGCGUUCCAGGAAUCUCAGAUGGUUACCAUUGCUGAAUUUCGGUUGCCGGAGGCUAAACCUGCAACAGCAAUGUACUUCGACUUCCCGAGCCAGAUACAGACCCACCGAAUAUCAUUCAAACUUCUUGGUGAUGUUGCUGCUUUUGCAGAUGAUCGAGCAGAACAAGAUGAUUCUGAUUUUAAAGCUUUGCCAUUGGCAGUAGGUUUGUCUUUGUCCAGAAGAAUUAAGUUGUACUACUAUGCCAAUCCUUAUGAACUCGGGAAAUGGGCUAGCCUUUCUGCAGCAGUUUGAAUGUUAUUUUUGCACAUAGAGAAAAUGGGUCAGGGGGAAUGAAGUCAUGAGUUUUUGUUGUGGUGGUUUUAUUAAUAUUUUUUGUUGUAAUUUUUGUGUUUGUAACAGUAGUAAUUCAUUAAUGUAAUAAUAUUGGUGCUGGCGAGAAA
Molecule: messenger RNA, 5326 nt
Organism: Malania oleifera
Lineage: Eukaryota; Viridiplantae; Streptophyta; Magnoliopsida; Santalales; Ximeniaceae
Product: probable phosphoinositide phosphatase SAC9
Exons: 14
Coding region: 273-5177 (1634 amino acids)
Molecular function (GO): protein binding; phosphatase activity
Source: RefSeq, a predicted model, not a curated record